Molecule: messenger RNA, 3652 nt
Organism: Thunnus maccoyii (southern bluefin tuna)
Lineage: Eukaryota; Metazoa; Chordata; Actinopteri; Scombriformes; Scombridae
Product: regulator of G-protein signaling 6-like
Exons: 16
Coding region: 21-1451 (476 amino acids)
Biological process (GO): G protein-coupled receptor signaling pathway; regulation of G protein-coupled receptor signaling pathway; intracellular signal transduction
Source: RefSeq, a predicted model, not a curated record
UCACAGCAGGAUUUAAGAAUAUGAAGAAUGGGCUGAAGAGAAAUAUUACAUCUAUUGAAGACAUUGUCACACGAAUACAAGAUGAGAAAGCAGGUGGUGUUACCAUCCGGACUGUCAAAAGCUUCCUCUCCAAGAUCCCAAGUGUGGUAUCAGGGGCGGACAUUGUUCAGUGGCUGAUGAAAAACCUCUCUAUUGAGGAUCCAGCUGAAGCCAUCCACCUUGGAAGUCUGGUCGCUGCCCAUGGCUACAUCUUUCCCAUCUCUGACCAUGUCCUGACACUUAAAGAUGAUGGAACCCUUUAUCGCUUUCAGUCGCCAUACUUCUGGCCAUCAAACUGUUGGGAGCCUGAGAACACAGACUAUGCCAUUUACCUGUGCAAGCGCACCAUGCAGAAUAAGGCCAGGCUUGAGCUUGCUGACUAUGAGGCUGAGAACCUUGCCCGGCUGCAGAGGGCUUUCGCCAGGAAGUGGGAAUUCAUCUUCAUGCAAGCUGAGGCUCAAGUCAAGAUUGACAGAAAGAAGGACAAGGCAGAGAGGAAGAUCCUGGAUAGCCAAGAGAGGGCAUUCUGGGACGUCCAUCGGCCAGUGCCAGGCUGUGUCAACACCACAGAGAUGGACAUCCGCAAAUGCCGGAGAGAGAGGAACCCACACAGGGUAAAAAAGUCAGUGUAUGGGGUACCAGAUGACGGCCAGAGCCAGCCCAGUCCAAUCCAUAUCAGCUCCCAGCCGGCCAGGAAGCCCACCAAAGAGGACGUUCAGAAGGAGAUAACUUUCUUGAACAUACAGCUGGACAGACACUGUAUGAGGGUUUCUAAAGUGGCUGACAGUCUUAUGAGCUACACAGAGCAGUUCAUGGAAUACGACCCCUUUGUGUCAACCACAGAGCCCUCCAAUCCUUGGAUCAGUGAUGAUACUUCCUUCUGGGACUUGGAGGCAAGCCGUGACCCUGGCCAGCAGCGUGUGAAGAAAUGGGGCUUCUCCCUGGAGGAAGCGCUGAAAGACCCGGCAGGACGAGAUCAGUUCCUGAAGUUCCUGGAGUCAGAGUUCAGCUCAGAGAACCUGCGGUUCUGGUUGGCAGUGCAGGAUCUGAAGCGACGGCCACUCCAGGAAGUGUCCUCUAGGGCGCAGGAGAUCUGGCAGGAGUUUCUUGCCGAAGGAGCACCAAGCUCCAUCAACCUGGACUCUCACAGCUACGAGCGCACCAGCCAGAACCUCAAAGACCCCGGACGCUACAGCUUUGAGGACGCUCAGGAGCAUAUAUUCAAGCUAAUGAAAAGUGACAGCUAUGCACGCUUUUUGCGAUCCAACAUCUACCAAGACCUCCUGUUAGCCAGAAAGAAGCAGCCAGCAGACACUGAACAGGGCCGCCGCACCUCCUUGGAGAAGUUCACCCGCAGUGUGGGCAAGUCAUUGACGGGCAAGCGUCUAACAGGCCUGAUGCAGUCAUCCUGACACAGCCUGAGCUGGAGGGCCACAUCCAGACCCUGUUUGAGGGGUGACCACCACGCAGGGGCCGGAGCAGGGACAGUGGAGCUGGGCUGGACGGUGCUGUUGUGGAGGCUCUCAGACACUGCUCCGAGGACUGCUGCUAUACUGGUCGUGCAGCACUGGGCCUUCUGGGGUGAACGCCCCGAACAGAACCACUGAAGAAAAGACAGUGCCAACAAGGGGAACCUCAGCCAACACACCACAUGGCAUGCAGCAUACACUAUAAGCACAUUCAGACUAGGGCUGCCCUCUUUUCUUCACUCAGUUGGCAGACUGGUUGUUAGGCUCUUUGUCGAAUAAGCUGAUCAGUUUAUAUUGUUUUCAUGUUGUUUUAUAUACUCUAUUUGAAAGCUAUUUGGCACAACUGCAAACAUUUGCAAUGAAUUGACAAUUGGUAUAGUUGUUCUAAAACAGCUGGGGCCAGUCCUGACUCAGACAAACUUGCUUAAAUACAAGUUCAAAGAGGCAUCAACACAGACACAAAUCUAUUUUGCAUAUUUCUCUGUACUUACAAGGCAGCCAGCAAUAAAGGGAGCGGGAGACCACUUUCUUUUUUCUUUUUUUUUAGAAACCCAACCUCUUUUUUAUAUCCUUGAAAUUUCUAUCAUAUCUGUUUCUUAUAAAGCACACAACAUGUAAAUUAACUAGUAAGUAUACAUGUAGUUUUGGCACUAAAAAGGAAUAUAAAGUUUGUUUUCCCCCACAAAUAAUUGAUUAAUGCAUUCUACAAAUUUGAUUUUUUGAAGGUUUUUUGGAUUUUUUUUUCAUGCUUCAUUACAUUCCAAAAUCUAGCAUAAGGGCUUAAUGUAGCAUCCACACUGUACCGUUGCAUGUUUCAUCCAAAUAUCUUUGUUGAGAAUUAAUGUUCCGUUUCUUGCUUUAUAAUGAGACUUACAGAAGGCUGGACGACAGAAAACAGGAAGAUGCAUUUAUUCCAGUUGGCAAAUUGGUCCCCUGCUUUCCUAACUUACAGGCUUGAAGAUGUUUUCAGGCUCCGCAAUUAAAUUAGUAAAUUCAAAAAGGCUGUGUGAAUCUGAGGAGCUUAAAAUCCCCACAUAUGGUUGUGUGAAUCACAAUGAUUUGAGGUUUUAUUUUAGUCACUGUUAUAGAUGCACAGUCACGUGUGUAAUAGCAUUCAAAAAUGCUGUUUUGGGCUCCCACUAUAGUGUACUUUUUUAAUGUUUCCAGUGCCAUGGGUCCAUCUACUGGUGGUUAAACCACAGGACCAGCGACAAAGUGUUAUGAGACUUUAUUAUGCUGUGUUCUCAUCAUACUGAAGGCGAUCUUUUCAUCAUGAUGUCAAAACAAGUUGUUCUCUAAUCAUAGAGAUAUUACAAGGCCUGCUGCCCAAUAUGGGAUCACUUAUGUUUUUGUUUUUUUUUUUUUUUUACUGCAUGAAUAUAUCAUUUUUGUUUUCACAAAACAAUGAAACCUGCCCAUUCUUGUUUGGCAAAAUGCCAUGACUCUUCAUCUAAUAAUUGUCAUGUGUUUUGGUGAUUACUGGAAAAAUGGUGCAUGUUAUUGGACCAUAAUGGAGUGUUAACUGAGGGGAAGAUGGUUUGACUCUCCAAAGACAGCACUCAGAAAGGGUGGAGACCUGAAUACUCUUCAGGGGUGGACAUCAAAGCCCUGAAAUGCAACUGGGAACAAUAUUUGACCCAUCAGGAGCGCCAUAAAAUGAACUUUUAGGCCUCUCUGCUCCACUUUGGCUUCAACCUUCCUCCACAGACAGAAAAGUGCUCGGACUGAGGAGAUUCUAACCUCACAGCUCCCCCAUGAGGCCAGUGACUGCUACAGUGACAGACUACACUGCUGAAUGAGAGAAUCAUCUAUUCUUUUCUAUUAGAGUUGUUGCAAUGCACUGUACAGGUCAUAUUAACAAUUAUCAUUAUUAUCAUGAACCAAUAACCUCUUGAUUAUAAGGUAGAGAGAGAUACUUAACUCCGAGUCGAUGUACCAAAUGUUAUUCUCAGCACAAAACACAAUGACACUAUGUACAAAGUGCAUUGUAGAUGUAAAUUGGCUAAAUUUCAUUAUCCAAAAGCACAUUUUAUGAUAUGGGCACAUUACUAUGCAUGUAACAUAUUCAGGGCAUUUUGUGCUUUUAGUUUCUCAAUCAGCAAGGUAACUACUGGCACUCUAAAACACAAAGCACCUGCUAUCUA